UAGCAAUUGGUUAACACUAGUCAUCAUUAGCUUUAAAUUAUUACUCCAUUUGAAAAAUAAGAAGAAGAGGAAGUCGCCGGCGCCGGAAAACCAGCCGGCGAUUUGGAAAACGACAACCUAGUGACUCGUGGUGCAUGCUAUCCGAUACCGAGUUCCGAGAACCAAUCCCAGCUCAACCUGCCACGCAACAUAACCAGCGAGUCAACUCGGGAUUCAACGCACUCAUUAAUGGCGCUCCAAAUGAUGAGAUUCAGAGAAGGAGCCAUGGAAGUUCAUCAGUUCAGGAUUGCUUUUUUGUUCUUCGUUUUAUUCAACGCGGUGGUGGCUCAGCAAGGGCGACUGAGUUCGAACUCGGAGUGGAGAGCUUUGUUGGGCCUCCGGAGCUCACUUGGUAUCAGAGCUAGGGAUUGGCGAAGAAAAGUGGAUCCUUGCUCGAAAUGGACCGGAGUGAAGUGCCGGGAAGGGCGUGUUAUCGGAAUAAAUUUAUCCGGAUUGACGCGAACGCGCCAGGGACGGAUUAAUCCACGGUUUGAUGUUGAUUCUUUAGCCAAUUUUACAACUUUGGAGGUUUUUAAUUCAUCCGGGUUUUCUCUUCCAGGGUCAAUCCCGGACUGGUUUGGUCAGAGGUUAAGCGCCCUCCAAGUGCUCGACCUUAGUUCCAGCUCAAUUCUUGGCUUGCUUCCAUCUUCGCUUGGAAGUUUGAGUAGGCUUUCUCAUCUAUCUUUAUCAAAUAAUUCAAUUGCUGGGACUAUUCCUCCUGCACUUGGGAAAUUAUUGUUUUUAGAGUCUCUUGAUCUUUCAAGGAAUGAAUUGGCAGGUUCAAUUCCAAAUGCUUUUUCAGCUCUUCAAAAUCUUACUAGUCUCAACUUGUCUUCAAAUUAUUUGUCUGGUUCAAUUCCUAUUGAGUUUGGUUCACUUCAUAGCCUCAGGUCCCUUGAUUUAUCCAGUAAUAGUGUCAGUGGUUCUAUUCCUGAUCAGCUGGCUAAUCUUUCUCAGUUGGUGGAGCUUGAUCUUGGGCAGAAUUACCUGUCAGGUUCAUUGCCUGAGGUUCUGGGUAGAUUGAGAAGUUUAGAGAAACUGUUGGUUGGGAAUAAUCAGCUAGAGGGUGCCAUUCCUGUUAGCUUGUUUUCAAAUCUUACUAGGUUGAAGGAUGUAGUUCUAAGAGGGAACAAUUUGGGUGGUGAACUUCCUGACAAUUUCUUGACCAUGUCCCACUUGAGGUUUCUUGAUAUUUCUGGGAAUAACUUCACUGGUGGUUUUCCAAACUUGAUGUCUUUUAAUGCCACAGGGGCUUCAUUCAACUUCUCAAACAAUAAGUUCUAUGGGAAUUUGACGUCUGAAAUUGGGAAUUUUCGUUCAAUUGAUCUGUCGAGCAACUAUUUCCAGGGAUUUGUUCCAAGUAAUGUUGGUAGCAGUGUAAAUAUUACCAAUAAUUGCUUGCAGAAGAAAACAGGUCAGAGAAAUCCCGAAGACUGCAGAAUGUUUUACGCUAAUCAGAAUGGGCCAGUGCGAAUUCCAUUGCAAGAAACUCACAGUCGCAAAAAUAGAUUGGUCUACAUAUUGGUUGGAGUUAUUGGUGGAUUCAUUGUGCUAUUGUUAUUGGCAAUAAUAGCAUUAUACUGGAAAAAGCGCUCUAGCAGAACUCCAAUCCAAAGUGAGUCUGCAAAUGUGCGGCCUGUCCAAGAAGCAGCCAAUACUGCACCACCCGAUAAGGCUUCUGUUGAUUUAUCUGCUCUAGGAGAACUAUUUAUGUAUGAGAAGGUACUUGAAGCCACAAAUCAUUUCAGUGAUACAAACUUUAUGACACAUGGACACUCGGGAGACAUCUACAGGGGAAUGUUGGAGAAUGGAUGCCCCGUGGCAAUUAAAAAACUAAAUUUGCAAUCCCUCGAGAAUAAAUCAUACAUAUUAGAGCUGGAGUUUUACAGGGAUUUCAAUCACCCUAGGUUGAUCCCACUUUUAGGGCAUUGCCUGGACCAGGAGAGUGACAAGUGCUUGAUUUACAAGUACAUGCCAAAUGGAGAUUUGUCCAAUUUAUUGUACAGGGUAUCAAAUUCCGAAGGUGAAGAUGUACAAUCCUUGGACUGGAUAACAAGAUUGAAAAUUGCUAUUGGGACUGCAGAAGCUUUGUCAUACUUACACCAUGAAUGCUAUCCUCCCCUUGUUCACAGGGAUAUUCAAUCUAGCAGUAUCCUUCUUGAUGAUAAAUACGAGGUCAGGCUGGGAAGUCUGAGCAAAGUUUGUGUUCAGGGCAGCGAUAAUCGUGAGAAUAUGAUCUCAAAAUUUCUGCGAAUACCACAGAGCUCUGGAAAGGGCACGCAUAGUAUGAGGAAGCCACCAUCCUCAAAUUGUGCUUACGAUGUCUACUGUUUUGGAAAGGUCUUACUUGAGCUUGUAACUGGCAAGGUUGGCAUAAGCAAGCCAGACGAUAACUCUACAAAGGAGUGGUUGGAUAGAACUCUUCCUUUCAUAAGUAUAAGCGAAAGGGAAAAGGUUGCCGGGAUUGUGGAUCAGUCGAUGAUUGUUGAUGAGGACUUGCUGGAAGAAGUAUGGGCAGUGGCUGUGGUGGCGAAGUCAUGCCUUAAUCCCAGGCCUUCCAGGCGCCCCAUAAUGAGGCACGUCUUAAAAGCACUGGAAAGCCCUUUCAAGGUUGUGAGGCAAGAUUUUAGCUCAGGAAAGCUGAGAACGGCUUCAUCCAGGAGAUCAUGGACAUCAGCUUUCUUUGGUAGCUGGCGCCACAGCUCAUCUGAUAGUACAAAUGCGAGCCAAGGGAGCAAAGAAGGUACGAGUGGUGUUAAACAGACUUCUAGACUAGGAUCUCAUAGUAGUGGGAAUGAGCAUUCAUCUUCUCGGAAUAAAUCCUCCAGCGAGAUUUUCCCUGAGCCAGUGGAAUCACAUGAUUUAGAAAGACAAGAUACCAGCCAGCUAAGCCGAGAACUCUGAGUUCAUUUUAUGCUUUAUUGAGUGCCUUGAUCAACUGCGUUUCUGCAGAUCCAAGAGUGUCCUCUCUUUCUCCAACAAUGGCUUCUCUUGUGUUGGGCGUAUGAAGAAAAUUGGUUUAAACCAGAGAAUGUGAACAAGAAAGGCUUCAGGAUUUUAUUUGCAUAAAGAGCUUGUUUAAAGUAUAAACAAGCCACAAGAUUUAUAAUGCCUUGACUGCAAUAAGGUCCAUCACAAAAUGUGAAUGUAAAUGCCUAGGGUAUAGUAUUGAAUUUGUGUAACAGUAUUGCUUUAGGCACCAGAAUGCAAUUCGUUAUCAGUCCUUGGUUGAAGAAUAAUAUGAAACCUUUCAAGGUACAAAUAGAAAAUUUUUGAGUGUGAUUAUAUGUACUAUUGAUAGUUGAUGCCAGUAUUGAAUUGAAAUGCAUUUUGCUUAUUACGGAGUA
Molecule: messenger RNA, 3386 nt
Organism: Ipomoea triloba (trilobed morning glory)
Lineage: Eukaryota; Viridiplantae; Streptophyta; Magnoliopsida; Solanales; Convolvulaceae
Product: probable LRR receptor-like serine/threonine-protein kinase At2g16250
Exons: 4
Coding region: 229-2943 (904 amino acids)
Biological process (GO): protein phosphorylation; hormone-mediated signaling pathway
Cellular component (GO): plasma membrane
Molecular function (GO): ATP binding; protein kinase activity; protein binding
Source: RefSeq, a predicted model, not a curated record